Theileria orientalis strain Shintoku is the source of this 282-nucleotide messenger RNA. RefSeq names its product high-mobility-group protein. Lineage: Eukaryota; Apicomplexa; Aconoidasida; Piroplasmida; Theileriidae. The transcript has a single exon. The coding region runs from base 1 to 282 and encodes 93 amino acids. The record is from RefSeq and is a predicted model, not a curated record.
AUGGCCGCCCGAGUGUCGAAAUCUGCUAAGAAAGGCAAGAGAACCAAGAAGGAUCCCAAUGCCCCUAAAAGGGCCCUCUCGUCCUAUAUGUUUUUCGCCAAAGAGAAGAGGAACGAGCUGAUUAAAGAGAACCCUGAUUUGGCCAAGGACGUUGCAACUGUUGGCAAACUCGUCGGCGCUGCUUGGAACUCUUUAGACGACAGUGAGAAGGCUCCUUACGAGAAGCUUGCCGAGGCUGACAGGGAGAGGUACGAGAGGGAGAAGCUCGAAUACCAAAAGUAG